This is a messenger RNA of Angiostrongylus costaricensis, 1008 nucleotides long. The record is from the annotation of a GenBank genome assembly. NCBI's taxonomy places the organism in Eukaryota, Metazoa, Nematoda, Chromadorea, Rhabditida, Metastrongylidae.
AUGCCACCUGGAGCUGUGCCACGCAGUCUUGAGAAUAAUCGGAUCGAGAUCCCUCAUUUGAGGAAAAUUUAUGAAGAUUUUAAUAAGCAAGUUAAAUUCGUAGCGUACCGCGAUCUAGAAGCACUCACCUUACCAUGUGCCGAGACACCGAGUCCCACGCGACGUUUUGCUGUUAGUGAAUCGUUACGACCGCCCAUUCCACCUGAGUUUUGUUCUCGUUGGAAUCGUGAGAUCGAUGAAACGAUUGCUUUGCUAACAUUACCGCAGGAGAGCAAAAGCCCAUUCUCAAAUUUCCGAGUCGAGGUAAAUGCCGACGCCACCGACUCCUGUGCUGUCGCAUGUUCCGAGGAACAGUUCUUCUCCGGUGUCAUAGACGGCGUCGAAUGGCUGGCGUCUUCUCGUCUCAGCCAGAGCCGAUUACGUCGCUCUGACGAACGUUCGUUGCGGAAUGCUUUAUGCAUGGCGGAUUAUUCCAAAGUAGAGCUGGACAGACUAUACGAAAGGAUUGCAAGGAAUGAGGAACUAAUAGCGUCUUAUGUUGAAGAAAACAAGGAACUAAAGCAAGAGUUGUUUUCGUUACGUGAGAGACUCCUGCGACACGAAGAACAAGAGGAGCAAAUUCUCAAAGUUGCAGAGCAGUUAAGACGCAGUGUCGUAGAACAGCGAUCUCCGGCUGGAGGAGAGGACCAUAAGUUGAAAGUAGAAAGUACGCCAACCACAAGGCGAUAUUCGAAAACCGACUUCAGGUCCUUGUUAUUUCAAUCGAGAGAUCACAAGAGGUUGAAGUCAGCACCGAGGAUUCUAAUCCAUAAACCAACAAAUCCUGUUCCAACAGCCGGAGUUCGAGUGAAAUCACAGAUACAUAAAGAACAAGUGGCGAAACUUGAGGGUAUUUGUGUUCCAACAGCCUGUGGAGGAACUGCAGUAGUGUUUAAGGAUGUUGAACUGGUCUCUCCCAGAACUCCAGAAAGCAAUCUUUGUAGAUUACGAUCUGUCGCAACCAAUUGA